Messenger RNA from Telopea speciosissima, 6673 nucleotides. RefSeq names its product putative leucine-rich repeat-containing protein DDB_G0290503. The transcript is spliced from 8 exons. The record is from RefSeq and is a predicted model, not a curated record. NCBI's taxonomy places the organism in Eukaryota, Viridiplantae, Streptophyta, Magnoliopsida, Proteales, Proteaceae. The coding region runs from base 672 to 6302 and encodes 1876 amino acids.
AUUGUUGUUAAUCUGUACUAACUUGGUUGUUCUUCCUCGGAGAGCUUUUUCAGUCUUCACCGCUUUCGAGGUGGUAAUCCGAGCGCGAACAGGCUACAAAAUCUAGGGUUUCGCGAGGAGAUCUGGUUAAUUUUCUAAUUUGGAAGUGCAAUCCGAGUAUGUUUGGUCGACAUGUCUGAAAAUUCUGAGAAUUAUGCUUCAGAACAUGUCUUAGAAUCUCCAGGCUCUCCGCCAACUGGAAGCCAAGGGUUCGAUGGGAACGAUGGAGGUACUGGAUCUGCAGAGCUUUCUGCGGAAACUGCUGCCUCUCCAGAUCCAGGGUUGUUGUCCGGCGAUGCUGCAAGCUGUUCUGUUGAGAUAUCAGAGGGCGCUGAUGGGGAUGGCUAUUCGGUAAAAUCAUCUGAGAACCAGCACAACCUCAUAGCUCAAAUGCCUGCUUCACCUGAGGAAGAAUCAAGCCCCCAAACUGAACAUGCUUCUGAUACUCAGCAGGUAGCUGUGGUCUUUGACAGUGAAACAGCGAAUGCUAAUGGAAACGAAAUUCCUGUCGAGGAUAAAUCCUCGAGGGGUGAGGGAUUCACGCCUGAGACGGAACAAAUUACGGUAGUUGACAAGGAUUCCCCUGUUGAUCAGGUACGGAUACAAUCAUACAUUGGAACUCUCAAUUCUUCAUGUCUUUUUUACAACUCUUAAUCCGAUUUCAUGCGCCCCCACCCUCCUCCUUCUCUGAAAAUGAAACUUUCACUCUUUAUUAUAAUAAAUGUAUUUCUCCUCCGCUAAGAAAUGUCAAAACUCAGGGCGAAGGCAACCUCAAUGAGGAUGCAGGGAAGGAAGACAUGUUUGUUGAUGCGCCUGACGAACUAACUGUUUAUUCUGGGAGAAAUACGGACGAACCCGUGACUGUCGCUGACACCCUGGAGAGUCCUCUGAAGAAGCUGGAUAUCCAUGAAACUCCAUUUCAGGCGGUGGAGGACGUGGGAGAAGAUAAUCGCUUGAUGGAUGAACUGGCACGUUUGCGGGCUUUGUUAGACAAAGUUGUUGGUGAGAAAGAAAUCAUGGAACAGCAAUAUAAGGAAGAGCAAGAGUUGUUUACGAGAGAACUUGCUAAUAUUCACCACCAGCUUGAAGGUCUGACUUGUCAGCAUCCUUUGCUUGAUGAUAACAACAAAUCUUUCUUUGGUUCUUUUCCUCGAGCAGACACAGGAGAUAGCGUGGACAUGCCUCAGGUUUCAAACUCCGCAUUGCAAAUAAUGGUUGGUGACUGCUCCAAGUUUAUCCUGCUUCUAAAAGGGGCGCUAGAUGAACGGCUACUUACUGAGGGCACAAUGAGAGAGCUAAAAGCCGUUCUUUUCAAGAAGGAUCAAGAGAUUGAAGACCUUAGUGCAACAAGUACUGAGCUAUCAGUAUCCCUUGACAUUGUUUUUUCGUAUUUGGGGUCGCUUCAGAAUAUGUGGCUUCAAUCUUUAAAACAACAAUCUGAGGUUCAGCUUGAAAGGGACCAGCAUGUCCAGGGUGUCAUGAACAGGCUGGUAGCUUCUCUAUCCACAUUACUUCAGGAGGAUGAUUUGUUGGAUGACUCUCUUGAUGGGAAAAUAUCUUGUGUUGAGAAGGGCAUGUUUGUGAUGAUUGAGAACAAUAACAGGUUCCUUUUUGAAAUUGACCAACUUAAGCAGUGUUUGGCAGACGUCAAGUUGGAUGUUGGAAUUCCUGAAGAGAAAGAAUUUGGAGCUAUUUUUGGUAUAACUCGUGAUGCCUUGCUUGAAUCUAAAAGGAAGGAAAUAGAUUUUCUUGAGAAAUUGAAUCAAAUUGAAAAUGAGAAUAAUACUUUGUUGGAGCAAUUAAGCAAGGAAAAAGAAAAGUUCGAAGAGUUCAAUGCAGAAGUAAGCAAAAUCAAGACAGAACUUGAGCAAGAAAAGUUCAGGUACAACACUACCAAAGAAAAGCUUACCAUGGCUGUCACAAAAGGUAAGGCUUUGGUUCAGCAGAGGGAUUUGUUGAAGCAAUCUCUAGCUGAGAAAACAAGUGAGCUUGAAAAUUGUUCGCUUCAGCUACAAGAGAAAUCAAAUGCCCUAGAGGCUGCUGAAGUCAGUAUGGAGGAGUUGGUCAAAAGCCAAAAUUUGGUGGCUUCCCUUCGGGAAUCUUUAUCACAAAGAGACAUGGUUCUUAAGGAAAUUCAAGAAGUUCUCUCUCAAAUAGACAUGCCUGAGGGUUUGCAGCCCCUGGAUACUGUAGACAUAAUUAGAUGGAUUUUGGAUCGAAGAAAUAUAUUAGAGAAUGUUUCCUUGGAAUUCCACAGACUGAAAGAUGCCUUCUCUUCAAUUGACCUGCCAGAAACAAUAUCUUCUGAUCUUGAAUCUCAAGUCAACUGGCUUUGGGAUUCCUUUUCCGAGGCUAAAGAUGAUAUCAUCAAGUUGCAAGAUGAGAGUGCUAAAACCCAGGGACUUAUUGCUGCACGUGAGUCAGAAUUGUUGGAAGCACAUAAUGAGAUUGACCGGUUAACUGAAUCUCUUUCAGCAGAAAAGCAGGAAAAGGAUUCUCUUCAGGUGGGCCUGGAAAAUCUGAUGCACAAAUAUGAAGGGAUCGUUGAAAAGGUGUAUCGGGUCUCAUCUGAGAAGGAUCAGAUGAUGAGAAUGAUUCAAUCAGCUUCUGGAAUCAUAAUAGACAAUCAAGGGACAACCAAUGAAUCUUCCUCUGACAUGGUUUUGAUCAUAGAAAAUUGCAUUGCGAAGAUCAGAGAACAAGUUAAUGCCUCUUUUGAGUCUUCUCAUGUUGAGGUGGGGAAGUUUGAAAUUAUUCAAAGUUUGUUGUACGUAAAGCAUCAAGAAUUGACGCUUUGUGAGAAAAUACUAGAAGAAGAGCUAGACAGAUCGGAGAUGACUAAUCUGUCAAAUGAAAUAACAAGAGCAUCUCAAGAAAUUGCUGCAUUGAAAGGUGAAAGAGAUUCACUGCAAAAAGAUCUUCAACGAUCAGAAGAGAGAUCUUCUCUACUUAAGGAAAAGUUGUCAACUGCUGUAAAAAAGGGGAAGGGACUAGUUCAAGAGCAGAAAGGCUUGAAACAUUCUGUACAUGAAAAAGAUACAGAGAUUGAAAAGUUAAAGCUUGAGUUGCAGCAGCAAGACAAUGUAUUAAGGGAUUGCAGAGAUCAGAUUAAUAGAUUGUCAGGUGAUAUAGAACGUAUCACAGCACUAGAAUCCGAUCUUGGUGCCAUGAAAGAUCUAAGGGAUCAACUUGAGCAAGAGAGGGAAGGCCUGAAACAUUCUCUGCAAGAAAAGGAUACAGAAAUUGAGAAAUUAAAGCUCGAGCUGCAGCAGCAAGAAUAUGUAGUAAGAGACUGCAGAGAUCAGAUUAAUAGUUUGUCUGGGGAUCUGAAGUGCAUUUCAGAACUUGAAUCUGAUCUUGGUGCUAUGAAAGAUAAAAGGGAUCAACUCGAACAAUUCUUGGUAGAGAGCAAUAACGUGUUACAGGGGGUAAUUGAGUGUAUGCAUGGUAUUGUUCUUCCAGUUGAUGCAGCUUUUGAGGAGCCUGUUGAAAAGGUGAAAUGGCUUGCGAAGUACUUCCAUGAGUAUCAUGCUGAUAAGACUUGUUUAGAGCAAGAGUUGGAGAAAGUAAAAGAGGAAGCCAGUUCUCUGGGUAGCAAAUUUGCAGAGGCUGACACAACUAUAAAAUCACUGGAAGAUGCAUUGUCACUGGCAGAGAAUAAUGUCUCUCUAUUUGCGGAAGAAAAGAAAGACAUAGAAGCCCGUAAGAUUGACAUGGAACAAGAACUGGAGAGAGCAAUAGAGGAGGCCAGUAGCCAGGCUAGUAAGUUUGCAGAGGCAUGUGCAACUAUUAAGUCAAUGGAAGAUGCAUUAUCAAUGGCUGAGAAUGCUAAAACUUCUGCAGAGAUAGAGCUAGAGAAAGUGAAAGAAGAAGCUCUAUCUCAGGCCAGCAAGUUAGCAGAGGCCAACAUUACCAUAAGGUCACUAGAAGAUGCAUUAUCUGAAGUGGAGAAGAAUGUUUCCACUCUUGCCAAAGAAAAGGACAGUGCAGGGUAUGGUAGAGCUUGUUUGGAGAAAGAGCUAGAGAAAGUCAAGGAGGAAGCUGCUUCUCAGGCUAGCAAACUCUCAGAAGCUUACAUAACUCUUAAUUCAUUGCAGGAUGCCUUGUCACAAGCAGAGAGCAGUCAUUCUGUUAUUGUUGAUGAAAAGAAAACUGCAGAACAGGAGGUAAUAACUCUAAAUGACAAGUUAACUGCAUGCAUGGAAGAGUUGGCUGGAACUCACGGCAGCUUAGAAAGCCGUUCUUUGCAGCUCUUAGAUCAAGUUAAUAAUCUUCAAACGCUUAUGAAAGAUGAAUCUUUAAUGUCCUCACUGACAAAAGGAUUUAAGAAAAAAAUUGAGAGCCUAGAAGAUAUGGCCCAUCUUCUUGGAGAGAUACAUGAUCAGCUUGUUGCAAAGAGUAUAGAAUUUCAGCAUCCACCCCCUGGUAAUGAGGAAGAUCCAUAUAUGGCAAAGCUAUCUUCAGCAAACCUUGACAGUAUGCCAAAUGGUACGAUGGUUAAUAGUGAGACAAGAGCAGUGGACCUUGAGAAUAUCUCUACAUGUUUGACAAAGGCUGUAGAAGGAUUCAGUAUGAAAAACAAACUUCUUGCAGACAAGUUUGAAGGUUUUUCUAGUUCAAUGGAUGAACUUAUUGCAUUCCUUAUAAGUGCAUUACGAGCAACAAGAGACGAUGUCAUUGACAUGCUUCAGCACAUGGAUUCGUUGAAUGGAAAAGUAAGGGAUUUAGAAUCUUAUAAAGAGUCACAAGAGAUUGUGAUUUGUACAUUAGAGAAUGAAAUAGCUAUGCUACUGUCGACAUGCAGAGAUGCUACAAAUCAACUGCAGUUUGACAACAAUCUACUGGAUCUGAGCUCCAUUCCAGAACUAGAAAAAUUGUACCAUGAAGCGAGAGAAAGUGAUGGAGAUGCAGUGCACAAACAACAGGAAGGAGUUGAUGCCAAAGAACAUGUUAAGGAGCCAGAAAAUUUGUUAUUGACUGCAAAAAAAAUUCGAAAUCAAACUAGACAGUUUGAGAACAUGAAGAAUGUUCUGCUAAAAACCAUUGAAGAUUUGCAAAAUGGUCUGAAGGAAAUGAGGCUAGCCUUUGAAAAUGCUAUGCAAGAAAGGGACCUAAAUCAUGACAAGGCUUCUCUGUUAGAGAGUGAUUUAAAAGCCCUACAAAAUGAUUGCAGUGAGAUGCGGCAUAAACUAGAGGAUUAUGAGGCCAAGGAAAAGGAUUUGAGGGGAAAAGAAGCUGAGCUCUCAACGCGGAACUGUGCUUUAACUAUGAGAGAAGAGGCAGAUGCACAUCUGUUACCAGAAGACCAAUUGAAAACUCUCUUUGAAAAAAUAAAUCGGAUUGAAAUCCCUUUCAAAGGGUCAGAACAGGAGAACCCUCAAUUGCAUAGUUCAGAUCCUGUCAACAAGCUCUUUAACAUUAUCGACGGUGUUGCUGAAUUACAGCAUCAGAUGAACCUAUUAUAUCAUGAAAAAGAAGAGCUGCAGUCUAGUCUUGAGACACAGGUUCAUGAAAUUGACAAUCUGAAGAUGGAAGCUGAAAAUCAUUUUAGUAACAACCAAGACUCAGAGAAGUUGAAGUCUGAGUUAACUGAGAUAGCAUUGAGUUUGGAGAAAUUUAUUCAGAAAUUGGGAGGAAAUGAUUUAGUUGAAGACAAGAAACUUAUUGGUGCAAGGGGACUCUUACAAGUACUAGAAAAGCUAGUUACGGCCAUCAUUGUGGAUUCUGAAAGCUCAAAGACAAAUGCCCAGGAGCUGAGUGCCAAGUUGCUUGGGAGCCAAAAGGUUGUAGAUGAAUUGUCAAACAAGGUUAAAUUACUUGAAGAUGCAAUUCAUGGGAGGCCUGCUAUGCCAGAGACGGUGCAGGAAAGGAGCAUCUAUGAGGCACCAUCAUCAGCAAAUGCAUCAGAGAUAUCUGAAAUUGAAGAUGUGGGGUCUCUUGGAAAGAAAUCAAUCUCUCCUGCUUCCUCUGCUGCUCAUGUGAGAACAAUGCGGAAGGGAUCAAGUGACCACCUAGCCCUCAAUAUUGAUUCUGAAUCUGAUCGUUUAGUCAACCACCUGGAGCCUGAUGAUGACAAAGGUCAUGUAUUCAAGUCUCUCAAUACUUCCGGUCUCAUUCCAAAACAAGGAAAGAUUAUUGCAGAUCGAAUCGAUGGGAUCUGGGUUUCUGGCGGUCGAAUUUUAACGAGUCGACCUGGAGCAAGGCUAGGGCUCAUAGCUUAUUGGAUUUUCUUGCAACUAUGGUUUUUGGGUACCAUUUUGUAACAAGGUCACUGAUCCAGUUUCUUUGCCUUACAGCCACAUCCAUUUGGCAAGUUGUGUAUUGUAUUUGAUGUUGGUUUAGUCAUUCUUAUAUUUGCUGCUUGUUCUAGAUGAUGUAUCCAUAUAUGUCCUUGUUUCUUGAUUCUCCGCAACCACAUUUUUAGGGAUUCGGAGGAAUCAAGCCCCCCCCCCCCCCCAAGCAAAUGGACAGUACUGUGUCACAUUUGUUUCAUUUCCCCAUGAAAUAUAAAGAUAAGAGGGAAAUAUGUGAUACAUGAAGAUAUCUGUGCAACUGGAGAUUUAAUUCUUUUAUAGCUCUGAGCCAAGACAGAAUGGUACUAUUCCUUUUUAUCAAUCUCAGGUUUGAUGAGUAA